GGGCGGUCGCUGUCGCCCGGGCAGGAGGGGGGAGCCCGGAGGCCAGGUGCGACCCAGCCCCGCCGCACCCACCGGCCGCGACGGCUUAUAAACACCGGGGCCGGACGGGACGGGACGGAGGCGCCUGGAGGGGCCGCGCCGGGCUGGACCCUCCGCACCGGGAGGGAGCGGCCUGGGAUUUCAUCUCAUAUAGAUGUGAAGUUCCUAAAUCAGAAACUCCUACUUCCAGGGUCACCCAAGGAGAUGAGGUUUUUAGCCAGGCUGUCACAGGAACAGGCACCCCUAACACGUGAAAGCUGGGAUCUGGGACACCCACGAGGGCUGCUUUGCUGAGGACAACAGGAUCAGGGCCCUCCCUGCCGGGGAAGUCACCGAUGGAGUGUGGACACUUAGCGGAGAGCAGCGAGGAGAUCUCCAGCGCGGGCGCAGAGCCCAAUUCCCUGCUGCCCUCCUCUGCCGGCAGCACCUCCUGCCUGCCCUUGGCGGCCGCGCCGCGGGCUGGGGCCGCUCCGGGCCGCCCCGCCGCCGCCAACGCGGCCCGGGAGCGCAGCCGGGUGCAGACCCUGCGCCACGCCUUCCUCGAGCUGCAGAAGACUCUCCCCUCCGUGCCGCCCGACACCAAGCUCUCCAAGCUGGAUGUGCUCCUCCUGGCCACCACCUACAUCGCACACCUCACCCGCAGCCUGCAGGAUGAGGAGGAGUCACCGGGAGAGGGCUUGGGCACCCUCCGCGGGGAUGGAUACCUGCACCCGGUCAAGAAGUGGCCCAUGCGUUCCAGGUUGUACAUUGGAGCCACGGGACAGUUUCUGACUCACUCGGCACAAGGAGACAGCGCAAACCAUGGGGAAACAUCAACAUCUUCACAGAUCUAAUCUCCCUUCUUGCUUUGAAAAAAAUGGUUAUUUAUUACACUUUAUAUAUAUAUAUUUAAGUUAAAAAAUAGUAUCUACAGACAAACUAUCAUUCCUGAAUGCUGUUUGUAGAGGACAAGGAAUUGAUUCUUAAAUGUAAUUAAUACCUCAUUAAGUUAAUGUGACGCAUCAUUGGUUUCUAUCAUUGCUGGGAUCUGAAUGGGGGGAGUGGGAGGUGGUGACUGCAGCCAGCACCAACAUGAGCAGCAGUGGCAAAGAGCUGACAGCAGAGUAAGUAUCCUUGUCCUCUCAGGGACAAGUGCUGUGAGAAAGAGAGGAGGAGUGAUGUGGUACUGGCCAAGUACAUCGGGCGAAAAGAGAAGGGCAAGGCUAAAAACAGCAACUGUAAUCCCACACAGACUUUCUCCACUGCUUAAAGCCGAUGGCAGAAAUCCCCUGACCACAGCUGUCAGGUCAGGGCUUCACCCAUUGGAUAGUCCUACAUGUUUGUAGCUAUUGCUGGGAACAUAGAUGCAUGUUCAUGGAGUAAAAACAUGCUGAGAGACCUGUCCCUCCUGCACAGAGAACUGUGCGUCGGGCACUGCUUGUAUGCACCCGUGGGAUUGUGCUGCAUGUUACGGGGCUCAGCCUGUGUUUGCCACCCCGGCACAACCACGUGUCUGCUCGCCAUUCCACAGCUCACUUCAUUUAAGGGGUUCACAUGUUGGAGCAGAUGAGCCCAAAGUGUUGGCUUGUUCGUAGCACACUUGUUCGCUUAAACAUCUAUAUUUAGGCAAGAAAAGUUGAAACUAAAUGCACAAAUGUCAUCUGUUGUAACUGUUCUAUAAAACACUGUACUUCUCAUAUGGUUUGUUAUUGCUGAGGUAAAUGCUCUAUUAAAUAUUAUUCAGUGAAUAUUAUA
This is a messenger RNA of Corvus hawaiiensis (hawaiian crow), 1773 nucleotides long. RefSeq names its product transcription factor 24 (gene TCF24). Gene Ontology annotation, molecular function: protein dimerization activity; RNA polymerase II transcription regulatory region sequence-specific DNA binding; DNA-binding transcription factor activity, RNA polymerase II-specific. Gene Ontology annotation, biological process: regulation of transcription by RNA polymerase II; developmental process. The record is from RefSeq and is a predicted model, not a curated record. The transcript is spliced from 5 exons. Lineage: Eukaryota; Metazoa; Chordata; Aves; Passeriformes; Corvidae. Bases 375 to 872 code for a protein of 165 amino acids.